GAUCUAAUUAUUUAAACUGCAAUCGGUCGGCGAAAAAUGGAUACCUGUAGUUUCUUCAAAACCAGUCCUGUUUUUUGCUUUACAAUGAAAGAACGAAGACAAAGGCGCCGUGAGAACCACUGGUGGGUUGUCGGGAUUUUGUUUCUCUGUGUUGAGGAGCUUGUUUCUGCUCAGCUGAGAUACUCAGUUCCAGAGGAGGUCCAGGUCGGAUCCCCCGUUGGAAACGCUGCCAAGGACUUGGGGCUCGACAUGAGCACUCUGGCAGACAGACGGUUUCGUAUUGUAUCGGGACCAAACCACGCUCUUUUCCAGUUAAAUCAGAACAAUGGAGUAUUGUAUGUUGGAAAAAUCAUGGACCGCGAGGAGUUCUGUGAAGGAAGCAAGGUUUGUUUGAUAAACUUGAAAAUUGUAGUUGAAAACCCACUGGAAAUACAUUACGUUGGCGUCGAAAUAUCCGACGUCAACGACCAUUCCCCGACAUUUCCAGAGAGCGAGCAGCGUCUGGAAAUAGCAGAGAACACACCUCCGGGUACUCGUUUCCAAAUCCAUGCAGCCAGAGACCCUGAUAUCGGCACACAAUCAGUUCGUUUAUAUAGAUUGAGCCCGAAUGAGUAUUUCGAUAUUGAAGUCAGAGACAGUGAGGAAGACAAGAUCCCGUUUUUGCUGCUGAAAAAGCCUUUAGACAGGGAGCAAAGGGUGGAACAUCAUUUAGUAUUAACGGCUCUGGACGGAGGCAGUCCGGCGAGAUCAGGGCUCCUUAACUUAACUAUUGCUGUGCUGGACGUAAAUGAUAACCGACCUGUGUUCAGCAAAGACGUAUAUACGGUAUCAUUAGAUGAAAACGCACCGAUUGGAACGGUUGUUUUAGAGCUAAACGCUACAGAUUUAGAUGAGGGGCCAAACGGUGAUAUUGAAUACAGUUUUGGGAAAACGCAAAAGAAGAAAGUUCAUGACACAUUUGAAAUAAACAGUGUGACGGGUGAAAUUCGAGUUAAAGGAAAAGUGGACUUUGAAGACACGGAGGUUUAUAGACUUGAUUUACAAGCUUCAGACAAAGGACAGCCUCCGUUGACAGCAGAAAGUAGAGUUGUAAUAAAAAUACGAGACGUUAAUGACAAUACGCCAGAUAUUGACGUAACAUCUUUGUCCAACGUGGUCCCAGAGGACUCAAAGCAGGGAACAGUCAUUUCUCUCAUUAGCGUUACUGACAGAGACUCGGGUGUUAAUGGGAAAGUUAUUUGCAAAAUCAUGAAUAAUGUUCCGUUUGACUUGACGCCAUCCAUCGAAGAAAACAUGUAUUCACUCGUCACAAAGGGGCGUUUAGACCGAGAGGCUGUGUCUCGUUAUGAAAUCACAAUAACAGCUACCGACUGUGGUGAACCUCCUCUUUCAACUGUGAAAACGCUGAGCGUCCAGGUUUCAGAUGUAAAUGACAACACACCGAGAUUUAUUCAAAACCCAACUGAACUGUAUCUGGUGGAAAACAAUACUCCAGGAGCAUCAAUAUUUUCUGUGAGUGCUGCGGAUAAUGAUUUGAACGAAAAUGCAGCACUAACGUAUCACAUUGUAAGAGGGGAUGGAAAACAGGGUGACAUGUCGUCUUUCCUGAACGUCAAUUCAGAAAACGGACAAAUAACGGCGCUGAAAAGUUUUGACUUUGAGACUCUGAAGACGUUCCAGUUCCAAGUCGUGGCCUCAGACUCUGGAACUCCGUCACUGAGCAGCAACGUCACAGUGAACGUGUUCAUCCUGGAUCAGAACGACAACGCUCCAGUCAUCCUGUAUCCAGUCAGCUCCAACGGUUCUGCUGAAGGUGUGGAGGAGAUUCCCCGCAAUGUGAACGCAGGACACUUGGUGACUAAAGUCAGAGCCUAUGACGCUGAUAUAGGAUAUAACGGCUGGUUACUGUUCUCACUGCAGCAGGUCACUGACCACAGUCUCUUUGGCUUGGACCGCUACACAGGACAGAUCAGAACACUGCGCUCAUUCACAGAGACAGACGAGGCUGAGCAUAAACUGCUCAUACUGGUCAAAGACAAUGGCAACGUCUCACUCUCAGCAACAGCUACUGUGCUGGUGAAACUGGUGGAGCCCAAAGAGGCUUUUGCAGCUUCUGAUGUCAAAAGUUCAGCAAAACACGACGAGGAGAAUAAUGUGACUUUCUACCUGAUGAUAACUUUGGGCUCAGUUUCAGCACUGUUCCUCAUCAGCAUCAUUGUGCUGAUUGCAAUGCAGUGCUCAAAGUCCACAGACUAUACUUCUAAAUAUCUGCAGGAGCCUAAUUAUGACGGGACACUGUGUCACAGCAUCCAGUACAGAUCUGGAGACAAGCGCUACAUGUUAGUUGGACCCAGGAUGAGUGUAGGAUCUACUAUAGUCCCAGGAAGCCACGCAAACACGCUGGUGCUUCCUGACAGGAGGAAAACGUCUGAGGUAGGACUAUUAUUUAUUUAUUUGUUUGUUUGCUUGUUUAUUUGUUUAUUUGCCUAUUUGCUCAUUUGUUUAUUUAUUUAAUUGUUUGUUUAUUUA
Betta splendens (Siamese fighting fish) is the source of this 2529-nucleotide messenger RNA. RefSeq names its product protocadherin alpha-3-like. Gene Ontology annotation, molecular function: calcium ion binding. NCBI's taxonomy places the organism in Eukaryota, Metazoa, Chordata, Actinopteri, Anabantiformes, Osphronemidae. Gene Ontology annotation, cellular component: plasma membrane. The coding region runs from base 37 to 2514 and encodes 825 amino acids. The transcript has a single exon. The record is from RefSeq and is a predicted model, not a curated record. Gene Ontology annotation, biological process: homophilic cell-cell adhesion.